Molecule: messenger RNA, 3453 nt
Organism: Cervus elaphus (red deer)
Lineage: Eukaryota; Metazoa; Chordata; Mammalia; Artiodactyla; Cervidae
Gene: TMEM116
Product: transmembrane protein 116
Exons: 11
Coding region: 125-1072 (315 amino acids)
Biological process (GO): adenylate cyclase-activating G protein-coupled receptor signaling pathway
Cellular component (GO): plasma membrane
Molecular function (GO): G protein-coupled receptor activity
Source: RefSeq, a predicted model, not a curated record
GGGCAGGAUUGGGUAGGGAGGAGCCCAGCUGGGUUAAGGGUGGAGCCACCUGUUUACUGCUUGGAAGUCAGAACCUGAGCAGGAAGGAUCAGGCUGCUUAAAUUUGGCUGAGGCUGAAGCCCGUAUGGCCUUCCUCCUGGAGACGAGCGUUUUGGAGGACAGCUGGGAUUUGUUUUUUUCUGCAAUACAGUGGAUACAGUUUGUCAUGGCCACUCUGAGUGUUGUAGGUUCAAGUUCACUUAUUGCCUAUGCUAUAUUCCAGAACAUACAGAAAUCUCCAGAGAGAAGACCACUCUUUUACCUGAGCUUCUCUGACCUCCUCUUGGGGAUAUACUGGCUCACUGAGGCACUUCUCUAUGGAACUUCAACAGCCAAUAAGGACAUUGUCUGCUAUAACCUGCAAGUAGUUGGACAGGUAUUAUACAUCUCCUCAUUUUUCUACACCAUCAAUUAUAUCUGGUAUCUGUACAAAGAACUGAGGAUGAAACCUAGCCAGAGUGCACAGAGGACCUUUUCACUGGUUAUAGAUUAUACCUGCCGAAUUGGUCAAAUAGCCAUCAUUUUGUCCAGUCUGAUACCUCUACUGUUGAUGGUACCUGUAUUCUGUUUGGGCAAUGUCAGUGAAUGUUUCCGCAACUUCAGCCAGAGCCACAGGUGUAUCCUGAUGUACUCACCACCACCAGCCAUGGCUGAGCUCCUGCCUUCUGCCAACACAUCAGUCUGUAGCACACUUUAUUUUUAUGGGCUCAUCAUUUUCCUGGCCAGCUUUGUACUCAGCUUCUUUACCAUUGUGGUCUUACUCAUUCAAGCCCAGACACUUUACAAGAAGUUUCUGAAAUCGACUGGCUUUCUGGGGAGUGAACAGUGGGCAGUUAUUCACAUCAUGGAGCUGCGAGUGCGCUUCUACCCAGUGGCCUUCUUUUGCUGCUGGAGCCCAGCUGUCAUUCUGAUGAUCAUAAAACUGACAAAACUACAGGACACCAAACUUCAUAUGGCCCUCUAUGUUCUCCAGGACUUUGUACACUUUUUCUGCUGCUGCUGCUUCUUCUCUGAAUAUCUUCUUCUCCUCUGAUCCUGAUGAUUCCUAGGAAAGACUUUUAUAACAAAGAGAUUCCCACUACAGUGCAUCCCUGGAAGAACAGUCAGAAUUACCAGUCAAGUGACACUAGGCUUAAUACGGGAAGGGCCCAUUCUCAAAUGCCCUGAAUGGGAUUCCUAAAAGAGAAAUCACUCCAAAACUUAACCCAUUAUCACCUGAUUUCGUAGAAGAAAGGAUAGGAGGCAGGCAAAGUAACAAACUGAGGUCAUCAUUAUCAUGGCCCGGGUGAAACAGCAAAUUGAUUGUGAGUUGAUUUCCCUGGGACACAAUUAUUUGUCAGUGACAACAGUUGUUUGGACAAAGAUUAAAACUAUGCUGCCUGCAAGAAUAGCUGCUCCACCCUCAGAGUGCUACAUGAUGACACCUACCUUUUGUCUAUGUCACUUCCUAUUCCUCUUGAGCUCUCGCUCUUUAGGGGUGUCCUCACUUUGUAACCACCCUCAAAAAACAGCAGUUGUAGUACUCUUUAGCCGAGUUCCUGCUGUCUUCAUAGAAGGGCAUAUCAAGGAGAGGAAACUUAGACGUCCAGCCACUACAGUGGUAACAGAUCAGGCCCUAGGAAAAGAAAAAUAUAUAACCUCUUCCCUCAGUCCUAGUUUCUGUGGAACAGCCUUCUCCUCUUGUCAUCUAGUACGCUUUUGAAUUGACACUGUAAAGUUUCCAGAGCAGGGGUUUGUGGAUUUCUGAGUAAACCACUGGCCUCUGCUGUUUAAUGCUGUUUACACCAUUCUCUACUCUCUAUUUUAUAGCCCAUUUCAAACCUCCAGUCCUUUUCCUUUUUUUACAUUAUUCACAAUAUGUUUGUUUAUUUGGUCAAUCCUAGAAUACAUGUGGAGUAUUUUUAGAGUAACUAACCCAGGCCUCUGUGAAAAGGAAGUCUAUCAACUGGAGAACAGAGUUUAUGUUCAGUUCCUUUAUCUUUAGCCUUACAUAUGAGGUCAAAAUAAUGUUUCCCAGAAUUAUUUAGAUUGGUACUGUUUUAUCCACACCUAUUCAGUGUGGUCAUGUUAUUCAUUUCUAUUAUAGUUAAGGCCAUAUGUUACUAUUUGUAUUUCAUUCUGAUUUGCUCCCAUAUUUUGGAUGAUGCUUAUUAUUUAGGGGGAGUAUGUGAAAUGUUACCAUGAUUCUAAAAGUCAGUGUGUGCUACGUUGCUUCAGUUGUGUCUGACUCUUUGUGACACUAUGGACUAUAGCCUGCCAGGUUCCUUUGUCCAUGGGAUUCUUCAGGCAAAAACACUGGAGUGUGUUGCAAUGCUCUCCUCCAAGGGAUCUUCCCAACCCAGGAAUCGAACCCACGUCUCUUAGAUUUCAUGCAUUGGCAAGUGAGUUCUUUACCACUAGUGCCACCUACUAUACCAAAAAAGUGUACAUCUCCUUGAGUCUUUAAUCUGUUCCCAUGUCCUCAUUCUUUCGACUCAGUUUUCAAUCAUCAGUCUCAAUAGCACUUGGUUUAUUUUUCCUGUGUUUCUUUCUGCACAAAUAAGCAGAUACAUGUGUAUUUCCUUAUAUUCUCCUUUUUCAUAUGUAAACGUAGCAUAACAUUUUCUACUUUCCUUUCUAAACUUAAAGAUAUAGCUUGUAAAUCACUCAUAUCAGUUUAUAAAAAAUCUUCCUCAUUCUCUUUUUUAUAAUUGCGUAGUAUUUAGAUUAUGAAUGUACCAUAAUUUAUUCAGUCACUCUCCUAUAUGUGGGCUUUUAGGUUGUUUAUUUUGAAAUUAUACACUAUCAUCAGCAAAUAAUGUUGCACAUAUUUUUUUUGUGGAAGAAUACUCCUAGAAAUGAGAAGAUAGUGCUCAUACUAAUUACAUUUGUAGCUUGUCUGAUAUUCCCAAAUAUAUGAAGGGAACUUCAGAAGCUUUUUGCCACUUUUAAUUCCCACUAGCAAUGUAUUAGAAUGCCUGUUUCUCCAAAAUCUAAGCAACAGAAUAUAUCGCAAUAUAUCAGUUCACCAAACUGAUAGAGUUUAAGAUGUCAGUAUUGUUUAACUUUUACUUUUUCUAAUUUUGAGUGAAUUUAAAUGUCUAAUAUGUUUAAAAGCCAUUUUUUUAUCUUUUAAUAAUUGUUAUUAUUUUUUUCCUAUCAAGCUCUUGGUAUUUUUUUCUCCUCAGUUUUCUCCCUGUAGCUUUAUUGAAGUAUAAUUCACAAAUAAAAUUUUAUAUAUUUGAAGUGUACAACAUGAUUUGAUGUAUGUAUAAUUGUGAAACAUUUAUUGUGAAUAUAAAUUUUAUAAAAGAUAAUGAAUAGUUUAAAUAAUUUGGGGAAUGAAUCAUGUGGGAGGAACCACUCUACUGAGUUUCAAGACUGUGUGGUAUUGGUGAUGGGAUAGACACAUAGAUCAAUGGAACAGAAUAAAGA